UUUAAAAUGUCUGACACAGAUGAUGAUGCGGAUUUCGAAGAACAAAUCAGAUUACACCAGUUAGAGAGGGAAGGUAAGCUUAAUCUAAAUACCACAAAUGAAGAGGUCAAAAAAUAUACUGAUAAGGAUGGGACAGAAUAUGAAUGGGAUGAAAAACAAAAAGCAUAUGUCCCCAAAGUAACAGAUGACUUUAUUGCCAUGUAUCAGGCAAGUUAUGGGGUUUCUCAGAAUGAUAGGGGUCAAUAUACAUAUAUUGAUCCUAAUUCUAAACGUAAAUUAUAUUGGAAAGAGGAAACAAAGCAAUGGUAUUAUCAAGAUACUAAUGUACCUGUUUUAUAUUCCUCAGAAAAUAUAACUGUAGACAAUAAAAAAAAUGAAAUAACCAAUAAUAACAAUAAUAUAAAAGCAGUUGAAAAUGAUUCUAAAUUGUCAGAUCCUAAUGUUGAGUUCAAUUUCAGCAAAAGAUGCUACAUGUAUAAAGAUCCAACCACAGGUAAAUAUUUAUAUGAAUGGGAUCAAUCAAAGGAACAAUGGAUACUGCCUAAAAAUGACGAUGAUAGUACUCAUAAUUUACAAGAUCUUAAAGAGUUAUCUCAAGAUAUAAACAUUAAUAAUAAUAUUAAAUUUAAUAAGAAAAGAAAGUUAACUAUGUUAGAAAAAGGUGCACCCAAAAUACAGAAGCCAGCCGAAUGGUUUGAAAUGGAUGAAGAUAAAAAUACAAAUGUUUAUGUUUCAAAUUUGCCUGAAAAUAUUACCUUAGAAGAAUAUAUAACUUUUAUGUCAAAAUGUGGUAUUAUUAUGGAAGAUCCAAUUACAAGAAAACCUAAAGUUAAAUUAUAUACUGAUUCUCAGGGAAAUUUCAAAGGUGAUGGAAGAUGUUGCUAUUUAAAAGUUGAAUCUGUUCAAUUAGCUUUACAAAUUCUAGAUGGUUUUUUAAUGAAAGAUAAAAUUGUUAAAGUUGAAAGAGCUAAAUUUACUUUAAAGGGUGAAUAUGAUCCUAAACUUAAACCUAAAAAAUUAAAAGUAAAUGAUAAAAAUCCAAAAGAAAAAGAUCCUACAUUAUUAAAAGGGCAAGAAAAAUUAUUGGCGUGGAAACCAGAUCCCAUAGUUGGUCAAAGACUUAGUAAAGAAAAAACUAUAAUUUUGAAAAAUAUGUUUGAUCCUAAAACCUUCGAUGAAGAUGCCGCAUUAAUUAUCGAAUAUCAAAAGGAACUAAGAGAAGAGUGUGCCAAGUUUGGGUUAGUCAAAAAGGUCAAGAUAUACGAUAGGCAUCCGGAGGGUGUAGCAUCAGUCACAUUUAACGAAUUUGAAGAGGCGGAUGCCUGCCUGGGUACUAUGAAUGGCCGAUUUUACGCUGGUAGAAAAAUUGAAGCCGAAAGAUGGGAUGGUAAAACCAAGUUCAAGAUCGAAGAGACCGAGGCUGAAAAGGUGCAGAGAUUAGAAAGAUGGGGACAAUUUUUGGAGGAUGAUUAAAACUUUUUUUAAUAUCUAAUGUGUUAUAGGUCGUUUCAAAUUUGUAUAUUAUAUUUUGUAUGAUUAUGAUAAUUGUAUGCAUUUAAAUUUACAAGUUUAUUCGUAAAUGAAUAAUUAUUGAAUAUAUUUUAAGCUGCAUAAAUGAAACUCUUGUCAUAUAUAUU
This is a messenger RNA of Gordionus sp. m RMFG-2023, 1637 nucleotides long. Its product is annotated as 17S U2 SnRNP complex component HTATSF1-like. The record is from RefSeq and is a predicted model, not a curated record. Gene Ontology annotation, molecular function: RNA binding. The coding region runs from base 7 to 1473 and encodes 488 amino acids. The transcript has 7 exons. Lineage: Eukaryota; Metazoa; Nematomorpha; Gordioida; Chordodea; Parachordodidae. Gene Ontology annotation, biological process: mRNA splicing, via spliceosome. Gene Ontology annotation, cellular component: U2 snRNP; U2-type spliceosomal complex.